AUGAUCCAGACUUUAAUGAAUGCAAAUGAGACUGCUACCAAAGAAUUCUUCAUGCUAGCAUUAACCAACCUUCCCAUUCUUAAGGUUUUUAUAUUUAUCAUUCUGUUGCUUAUUUACCUCCUGACACUAAUUGGAAAUGUCACCAUCAUACUGGUAUCAAGACUUGACAAGAGCCUUCACAAGCCAAUGUACUUCUUUCUGGGAAAUCUCUCAUUCCUAGAUAUCUGCUACACCUCAACCACUAUGCCCAAAAUGUUGGAAAUCCUUCUGGCGGAAAGGAAAACAAUAUCCUUUGCUGGCUGUGUAACACAGAUGUUUUUCUUCAUAACCUUCGUGGGAACUGAGUGUGUUCUUCUUUGUAUGAUGUCUUAUGACCGCUUUUUGGCCAUAUGUCACCCACUUCGAUAUUGUGCUCUUAUGAGUGACAACAUGUGCAUGAGCUUAGCAGGUAUCUCCUGGCUGAGUGGUUUUGUUAAUUCAAUGGUCCACACUGUUUUUACUUUUCAGAAACAUUUCUGUAAUACCAAUAAGAUAAGUUACUUUUAUUGUGAUUUACCCCCUCUCCUUUCCAUUUCUUGUCAAGAUACUUCUGUUAAUGAACUUUUAUUAUUGUCAAUUGGCAUUUUCAUAGGCUGGACACCAUUUUUGUGCAUUAUUGUUUCUUAUGUCUAUAUCCUUUUUACUAUAAUGAAAAUAACAUCAACAGGGAGCAGGCAGAAAGCCUUUUCCACCUGUAUUUCUCAUAUUACUGUGGUAGUCCUUUACUUUGGGAAUGUAAACUUUAGCUAUGUGAGACCAAUUUCCACAUAUUCUUUAGAGAAGGACAGACUGAUUUCAGUUCUGUAUAGUGUCAUUUCUCCAAUGCUGAACCCAUUAAUAUAUACUUUGAAAAACCAAUAUGUGAAAAAAGCUAUUGGCAAACAAUUUAUUCCUCACUACAGAAGAUAA
Xenopus tropicalis (tropical clawed frog) is the source of this 948-nucleotide messenger RNA. It is a transcript of the gene or5dm1, whose product is annotated as olfactory receptor family 5 subfamily DM member 1. The transcript has a single exon. Lineage: Eukaryota; Metazoa; Chordata; Amphibia; Anura; Pipidae. The record is from RefSeq and is a predicted model, not a curated record. The coding region runs from base 1 to 948 and encodes 315 amino acids. Gene Ontology annotation, biological process: G protein-coupled receptor signaling pathway; detection of chemical stimulus involved in sensory perception of smell; signal transduction. Gene Ontology annotation, molecular function: G protein-coupled receptor activity; olfactory receptor activity. Gene Ontology annotation, cellular component: plasma membrane; membrane.